CAGUCGAAAAAUGAAGGGCCUUAGCUAGGGUUCAACGACGGAUAAAAAAUUGUGCCAGCCGGUACGCAUUUAGCGAGAGAACAUCGACGGAAACUAUAUUGUGGGUACGCGCGUUUUCUUUUUUCUAUAGCCAAUCUCUAGCUGAAAUUGGCAUAACCCAGUUCCAUCUUCACGAAAUGCAUUGAAAAUUCUGAUGACAAUGACGGCACUACUCACCCGAUUCCGGCAACCUCCGCAUUUUUAAGCUGAAAGUAUUCUUCCUUAGCUUUCGGAUUCAGGGUUAUUUUUUGACUAAUGGCGCCACGAGGAGCCCGUGGUGGUGGUCGUAGUGGUAGUCACAUUGGUGGUCGUGAUGCUAGAGAUAGAAAUGCAUCUGAAUCACACAAUAAUGCAGAAAGUCAACCUUCUUCUUCAGUUAGAGGAUCAAACAUCUUGGAACAAGUUCCAAGUAACCCAUCAAAAAGGAAGUUCAUUGAAGUCGAUUCUGAAAAGGAAUUUACGAAUCAGAUUUCAGUGAUCAGAGCCAUCGCAUGUAUACUGAAGACGAUGUUUGACGGCCCAUGGACCUCAUGGAAGAAGGUUGACAAAGAACAUCGUGAUGCAAUGUGGGAACACUUCAAGGGUUUGUAUGUCUGGCCCGAAGCGACUGAUGUUCUUGCUCGCAAGGUAUGGGAAGACUGUAUGAAGAAACGAUUUCCUGACAUAAUGCGAAGAGCACGUGAAGAAUCUUUAAAACUUGCCAAAGCUGCAAAUGUGAAUGCCUCACUAGAAGGUGAUUUAAAUUUGCUAAAGGACUAUCACCCAAAUUGGAUUAAAAAGGAGUAUUGGGAAAAAAUGAUCAAUGAAGUGUGGACCACAUCCAAAUGGAAACGUUUAUCACAAUCAGGAAAAAAUAACAGAAAUAAAUUAGAAGAUGGCUCUGUUUCCAAACAUACAGGGGUUCUAUAUCUAUUCAUCAACAUAAGAAAAGAAUGCAAGCAACACUUAAACGCCCUCCUACAGGAGUUGAACUUUAUGCAAGGUUGCACACUAAACGGUCUACUCAAGAGUACAUUACACCAAAGGCAGCUAAAGUUAAGGAGGCUUAUGAAAGUGCUAUGGUGGCUAAGUUUGGUGAUGAUACUAGUUGCCACCCCCUCUUGGAUAAUGAAACAUGGUGUGAUGUUUCCGGAGGAGUCAAGAAAGGAAGAAUAUAUGGAUUCGGAUCUGUGUCUGAUCCAGCGAGCUUUUUGGAAGGAACAUCUAGUACAAUAACAUCCCAAGAGGUUGUCUAUGAACGUGUACGAAACGAGAUGCGUGGGGAAAUGGAUGCUAAAAUUGUAGAAAUGGAAGCUAAACAUCAACAAAUGCGUGAGGAAAUGGAUGCGAAAGCUGCAGCAAUAGAUGUCAAACAACAACAAAUUGAUGCAAAAUAUGAAGCAAUGGAGAAGAUGUAUGCAACCUUGCAAAAUAUGUUAACCAUUAGUAUUUGAUGUUUUUGAAUGACUUGUUAACCUUUUGUAUUUGAUACUUUUGAUUGUUUUGAAUAAUGUUUUAUAGGAAUGUGAACCAAAGAUGAUUGGAUGGACAUGAAAUGAAGAGAGCAUCUAAAAUGUUAUUUUGAAAUUAUGUUUUGUGAAAACUCAUUUCCCGAUGCAUAUUUUGGAUUUCUUGGUGCUAAAAUGUUAUUUUGAAGUUAAACCUUUAGGAGUUUGAUGUUAUAUGGAUAGUUUUGGUUUUGGAUGUUUUUUGAAUGAUACUUUGGUAAACUUUGAUAGUUUUGGUAUUGUAAUGUUUGGUUGCAUUGUUA
This is a messenger RNA of Lactuca sativa (garden lettuce), 1789 nucleotides long. NCBI's taxonomy places the organism in Eukaryota, Viridiplantae, Streptophyta, Magnoliopsida, Asterales, Asteraceae. The record is from RefSeq and is a predicted model, not a curated record.